Messenger RNA from Morchella sextelata, 2064 nucleotides. RefSeq lists its product as uncharacterized. Gene Ontology annotation, cellular component: PAN complex; P-body. NCBI's taxonomy places the organism in Eukaryota, Fungi, Ascomycota, Pezizomycetes, Pezizales, Morchellaceae. The coding region runs from base 1 to 2064 and encodes 687 amino acids. Gene Ontology annotation, molecular function: metal ion binding; poly(A) binding. The transcript has 11 exons. Gene Ontology annotation, biological process: nuclear-transcribed mRNA poly(A) tail shortening; mRNA processing. The record is from RefSeq and is a predicted model, not a curated record.
AUGACCGAACGACCGUCAACGGCGACGGGCAGCAACCGCAAUUUCAACCAGGCAUUGACCUCCCCACUGAGGCCAAAUACGAGCGGUGGCCCUGGAAUCUCUGUGACUGGUGCUUCGCCGACAGGAUCAAGAACUCCACCUCCGAAUGAGAACCGCCGGUCUAUCAGUGGUGCUUCGUCCUCACCUCGACCAAAAGCGAAAGAAUCUACCAACACAUUUUGUCGAAACAUCACAAUCUACGGGUAUUGUCGUUACCAAGAUAAGGGCUGCGCAUUCAAUCACGAUCCCCAUUCGCAAAAACAGCAAUCUGGGAGCGGGCGAGGGAAAUUCAACGUAGACUCACCCUCUUUCACUCCGGCGACUCCCCCCAAGAAGACAAUAUCCCCGAACGUUGCGGACGCUGCACCUUUCACCCCGAAACACACCACUGGUAAUACAUUGAGCAGGGCAAACUCUGCGGCAUCUCGAGCUGACGUGCUAGGAGUUGCGGCACCCCCGGUUGCGCCUCAAUUUCAUGAUCCUAAUAAUGGUUACUCAAUAUCCCACGCAGUUGAUCAUCAGCAGAAUUAUCAGUUACAGCAGCAUGGCUUUGAUCCCAUAGGGUUGGCGGAAAAUAACGCGGCAACAAACGCAAUGAAUGCAUAUGAGUUUCCGGUCCCACAGUCGGUAAAUCCAUAUGCGCAGACGGGCGAUAUGUUUUUCCCACAAACACAGUCAUAUACACCUCUGCUCCCUUACCACCGUUAUGCUCCUUUGGCUCCCUUUCCGCAAAAACUUUUACCGUUUCAAAGGAACAUUCAUGGAUUCUUCAUGUCCGAUAAUCUCAGGGAAGAGCUCCAAAGGAAAGCAGAAAUUACGUUGCAGUCUUUACCAAGCGUUUCUUCGCUUCUUCCCCCGGCAGUGGAGGAAUUUCACUCUUUAGUGCCACUAGAUACAUCAAACCAAAAGAACAUAAAUGUAUUUGGAUAUCCAAGCUGGGUUUAUAAGGCAUUCUCAAAUGAAGAUGCCAACCCAUAUGCGCUCCGGAGAGUUGAGGGGUUCCGUUUAUCCAACGAAGCCGAUAUCAGAAUAGUACAAAGAUGGAAAAAGGUUUUGAGCGCAAACAUAGUGACCAUCCAUAACGCUUGGACUACUACAAAAUUUGGAGACAGCUCUAUCAUCUUCGUCUAUGAUUACCAUCCUUUGUCCAAGACGCUGGCUGAGACUCACUUUGGGCCAAGUCCAAGAUACACUACCCCUCGACAUUCUGUUGGGCCUAUAGUUCCAGAACAAGUACUAUGGAGCUAUAUUGUACAGAUUGCUUCAGCGCUGAAAGUCAUUCAUAGUGCAGGUCUGGCAGCGAGGGUAAUCGAAGGAUCAAAAAUAUUGGUUACAAGCAAAAUGCGAAUACGCUUGAAUUGUUGCGGUAUCCUGGACGUGAUACAUCCAGACACCAUAAAAACUCAGGACAUGGUGCGUGAGGCUCAGCUUGAGGACCUGACCCAGCUAGGUCGGCUCAUGCUUUCCGUUGCAUGCAACACUCCAACGGCGCUUCAAAACUUCCAGAAAAGUAUGGAUUAUAUCAGGAGACAUUACUCCAUGCAAUUGCAUGACAGCAUCUACCUUCUUGCCACAGGUGCAACGAAGUCUGUGGAAGAGUUCAUCAAGACAAUUGCCAACCAGGCGUUCCAGAAUUUUGACAGCGCUCUGCAUUAUGAAGACUCGCUUGAAUCGGAGCUUUCAAGAGAACUUGAGAACGGUCGGCUGGUCCGGCUUUUGUGCAAGUUUGGGUUCAUCAAUGAGAGACCAGAGUUCGAUCACGAUCCAAGAUGGAGUGAAACUGGUGAUCGUUAUUACUUGAAGCUCUUUAGAGAUUAUGUCUUUCAUUCGGUUGAUGAAAACGGUCAACCGGUGGUGGAUAUUGCACAUGUGUUGAGCUGCCUGAACAAGUUGGAUGCCGGCGUAGACGAGAGAAUUAUGUUGGUCUCUCGGGACAGCAUGAAUUGUUUUGUUGUGACCUACAAGGAGCUGAAACGACAAGUCGAAACAUGUUUCCAGGAUCUCAACAAAAACAACAGACGGUAA